AUGACUGACAUGGAAGUUACACCUAUUUACUCGCAAACCAAGUUUGCUUCCGACAAUGACCUCAAUGAUCCCAAGGUUCUUGAAAUGUACCUGAUCUCUGCUGACAUUGUCAACACUGUCCUUCCCCUUGUUAUUUCCAAGGUUUCUCCUGGAAUCUCUGUCAGCGAUCUCUGCCAGUUUGGUGAUGAUCUCAUUCUUGCCAGCACUGAAGGUGUUUACAAGAACACCGAGAGAGGUAUUGCUCUCCCUACAUGUGUUACUAUCAACAACCUUGUCCAGUACUACUCCCCUCUUCCCGAAAACGACUACAACCUCAAGCCCAAUGAUCUUGUAAAGAUUGAGUUGGGUGUUCAUGUCAAUGGUUAUAUCGCUACUGCUGCCCACUCCACCAUUGUCAACCCUACUCCCAGCCAACCUAUCGGUGGUCGUGCUGCUGAUGUCAUUUGCGCUACUUACUUUGCCCAUGAAGCUGCAAUCCGUAUGCUCAGACCCGGUGUUAAGAGCUCAGAGAUCUCCCGUGUUAUUUCCGAGAUCGCUGCGUACUACCGUUGCAAGCCCGCAGAGGGAACCUUCUCUUCUCUUAUGAAGCGUUUUGUAUUGCGUGCCGGUAAAGAUAUCGAGAACCAGUUGAACGAGGAGAUGACCGUUAAGGAAUUGGAGAACUUGGACUUUGAGAUUGAAGCCAACCAGGUUUACCAGCUUAACAUUGUUCUCACCACCAGUGAUGGAAAGGUCAAGACUGCAGAAGACAAGCCAUUCCUGUACCAGAGAGAUGUAAAUGCUUCUUACCAGCUCAAGAUGCGCUCUGCCCGCCUUGCCUUCAGUGAGAUCAACGCCAAGCACACCGUCUUCCCCUUCUCCACUCGUGCUUUGUCUGGUAACCAGGCUCGUCUCGGUUUGGUAUCUUUGUUGGCUCACCACCUCGUUACCCCUUACACUGUUAUGCGCACCCAACUCUCAUCUGAUCUUGUGGCACAAUACAAGUCCACUGUCUUGGUAUUGGCCGAUGGACCUAUGCAGUUGACUGCCGCACAGCCUCUUCCUUAUGUACAUUCCCAGUACUGCAUUCCCCAGCCCACCAACGCUGCCAAUGUUCUCAGCACACCUGCUGUCAAGCAAGCCAGACCUACCAAGCACAAGGCUACAGCACUCGAUGUAAACUUUGGCGAACGUCGUGUUGAUGUCCAGGAUGUUGAUAUGGAUUAA
Messenger RNA from Phycomyces blakesleeanus NRRL 1555(-), 1206 nucleotides. RefSeq lists its product as hypothetical. Lineage: Eukaryota; Fungi; Mucoromycota; Mucoromycetes; Mucorales; Phycomycetaceae. The record is from RefSeq and is a predicted model, not a curated record. The transcript has 7 exons. Bases 1 to 1206 code for a protein of 401 amino acids.